AUGAUGAAGUUCUCCCUCUUCUUCAUUAGCCUCUCGCUUACCAGCGUCCUCGCUCGUCCCUCCCUCGAAACCCGUAGCGCACCAGUCCAGGUCGCCCACUUGACCUUCCACGCUGGCCCGGCAUCCUAUGACCUUGCCGUCCCUGCUGAUGGCACCGAGGUCUUCACCAACAGUGACCUCUCCGUGAGCAUCAUUGAUGCCCCCGACUACAACGCCGGCACUCAGUGCUUCUUCAAGACCGACGGUGAGAAGACCAUCGUGCACAGCAUUGACACAUCGGACGGGAGCCAGCAUCUUAUCAUCGGCCCUCCCCAGCCCGUCCGAAGUGUAACGUGCCAGGGCAUGUGCGUGCCAACAUACGGGGAAUGUUAUGGAUCAGAUGGACAGUAUAUCGGGCCAUGCUGCAAUGGCUUCUGCGCUGCUACGCGCUGCCGACCAUGGAACAUUGGAAACUAG
Messenger RNA from Clonostachys rhizophaga, 456 nucleotides. Lineage: Eukaryota; Fungi; Ascomycota; Sordariomycetes; Hypocreales; Bionectriaceae. The record is from the annotation of a GenBank genome assembly.